Salvelinus namaycush (lake trout) is the source of this 827-nucleotide messenger RNA. Its product is annotated as peptidyl-prolyl cis-trans isomerase FKBP11-like. Gene Ontology annotation, molecular function: peptidyl-prolyl cis-trans isomerase activity. Gene Ontology annotation, biological process: protein peptidyl-prolyl isomerization. Lineage: Eukaryota; Metazoa; Chordata; Actinopteri; Salmoniformes; Salmonidae. The record is from RefSeq and is a predicted model, not a curated record. The transcript has 6 exons. Bases 204 to 782 code for a protein of 192 amino acids.
CGACACAGGUCCGCGGGUCGACUGCAUCGUUAUCACCAUACUAUAACAACACAUCAGCCUUAACUGGCGUCUAGCCUAUAUAUACACACAGUACCUCCGAAUCUCUAUUCGACAGAUUGUCUGUGGUGGUCAGUCGUUGGCGCUUGCUGUACUACGGAUUCACGGAAGUUAGUUGGAUAGUUUUCCAAAAGUUCGGAUUUACAAUGAAAGCCAAGACUGGGGUCAUCCUAGUCUUGCUAGCUGCUUUCGUUUAUGUUGCAGCACAGGAAGGCGAAUCCGAGCAAAAUGUUGUGGAAGAGUUAUUGGUGGAAACCUUGGUGAAACCCGAAACUUGCUCUAUAACGUCAGAAAUGGGAGACACGCUACAAAUCCACUAUACGGGUAAACUACUUGCUGAUGGCAAGGUGAUUGACUCAUCACUGUCUCGGGACCCUCUUGUUGUUGAGCUGGGAAAGAGGACAGUUAUCCCUGGUCUGGAACAGAGUUUGGUAGGAGUUUGUGAAGGACAAAAAAUCAAGACCACUAUUCCACCACACCUUGCCUAUGGAAAAAGAGGAUACCCUCCAACUAUCCCAGCUGAUGCUGCUCUAGAGUUUGAGGUGGAGGUGAUGUCACUGAUCCAGUCAACCCCCUGGCAGAAGAUGGUGAAUGAUGUCUUUCCCCUAGUGUGUCUGGGCCUGGUUCCCACUCUGCUGGGUAUGGUGGGCCUCUACCUCUAUAACAAGGCCAAUGCCCAGCGGCCAGGAAAGAAGGCCAAGGACAAGAAGAGCAAGAAGAAGUGAAGGAGACUCACAACUAUUUAAAGAAUAAAAAUUUAAAACAAGGGA